Molecule: messenger RNA, 309 nt
Organism: Dentiscutata heterogama
Lineage: Eukaryota; Fungi; Glomeromycota; Glomeromycetes; Diversisporales; Gigasporaceae
Source: the annotation of a GenBank genome assembly
AUGGAGACAUUUACAUAUAAUGAUGAUUAUCAUUCAAAUGAAGUUGAGGUUGAAGAAACAUUUUCUGAUACGGGUGAUUCUAAUGAAGUAUAUCGUGAUAACUAUCAUCCAAAUGAAAUUGAAGAGACAUUUACCGAUAUGAAUAAUGCUGAUGAGGCACAUAAUGAUCAUCCAAAUGAGCUUGGAGUUGAAAACAUACCUGCUGAUAUGGAUGAUGCCGAUGAAGUUGAAAUCUACACGGAGAAAGGAUGGGGCGCUUUAUCAAGACUAUCACUUCCUCACAUUCCGAGAACUGUAUUUCAAGAGUGA